Messenger RNA from Elgaria multicarinata webbii, 2824 nucleotides. It is a transcript of the gene BNIP3, whose product is annotated as BCL2 interacting protein 3. The record is from RefSeq and is a predicted model, not a curated record. Gene Ontology annotation, cellular component: mitochondrial envelope; nuclear envelope; mitochondrial outer membrane. The transcript is spliced from 6 exons. Gene Ontology annotation, biological process: mitochondrial outer membrane permeabilization; positive regulation of apoptotic process. Lineage: Eukaryota; Metazoa; Chordata; Lepidosauria; Squamata; Anguidae. The coding region runs from base 483 to 1103 and encodes 206 amino acids.
GCCUGUUUCGAAGAAGCCCCGUUUGUCCAUGGAGAUCGGAAUCUUCGGGGGGGAGGAGGAAUACAAAUAAUAGCAGAGCCGCUACUUAUUACUGCAACAGCCACAGCCCACAACUUCCUCAAAGAGCUUUUCCCCGGGUCUCUCUUUUUCCAGGCUGCUUUCUGCAAACGUUGCAAGCCUCCGAGGAGGGGGCGUGGCGGAGACUGGUUCUGACAGCCAAUAGGGGCCCUUCGUUCCCUGUCGACGUCACAAUCCCUAGAACCUGCAGCAGCAACAAUAACAAUAACAGACGAGCUCGUUCUCUCCGGAGGCGAUCAGCUGGGUUCGUGGCCGGAGCCCACAGCAGGACCAGCCAGCCAGGGCAGCUGCUACUGUCAGCAGCGUCAGGGAAGGAGGGAACAAGAGCAGCAGCAACAGCAGCAGCAGCAAACCCAGACAACUCAACAGGGAUUCAAAAAUAGAAACGCUGCUUCCCAGAAGCAAUGUCAUCGAGCGAGGCACCAGGGGUGCAAGAGGAAAAUUUGCAGGUAGGUUCCUGGGUGGAAUUGCACUUCAGCAGUAAUGGGAACGGUAAUAGUGCCCUGUCAGCAAGCCAGGAACAAGCUCCAGCUUCCGUUUCCAUUUACAACGGUGAUAUGGAGAAGAUUCUUCUAGAUGCCCAGCAUGAGUCUGGAAGAAGCAGUUCACGAGAGAGCUCGCACUGUGACAGCCCUCCUCGGUCCCAAACGCCUCAGGACAUUCACAGAGCUGCUGAAGUGGAGAGCCGUAGCAGUGGAGAAAAGAAUAGCUCUCAGUCUGAAGAAGAUUUUCUUGAAAGAAGGAAAGAAGUUGAGCGGCUUUUGAAGAAAAAUUCAGAUUGGAUGUGGGAUUGGUCCAGCAGGCCUGAGAACAUUCCACCCAAGGAAUUUCUGUUUAAGCACCCUAAGCGCACAGCUACCCUCAGCAUGAGAAACACCAGCGUGAUGAAGAAAGGGGGCAUCUUCUCUGCCGAAUUUUUGAAGGUCUUCCUACCAUCUCUGCUACUUUCCCACCUGCUUGCCAUUGGACUAGGGAUUUAUAUCGGAAGACGGUUGACGACCACAGCUUCCAGCAGUUCCUUGUAAGAGUGGGAAUGAAUCUGUCUUUCUUACGAAACCGUGACAACAUGCAAAAUGGUGACCAGAAGGAACUCCUGAGUGUGGAACAGUGACAUGGUUAUGUGCGUUUUGUUCUCUCAAUGUUGUGCUCCUAUUUCUAGUCUAAAGGAGAAGGACGAAAACCAAAGCCAAACAGUUCCUAUAUGUAAUCCCCUUUUUGCUCAGUUCAACAUAGGCAUAGUUUAGUUGAAGGGGAGGUAUCUUUUCUUUUUUAAAAAAUGAACGGGUGGACAAAAAAUGCAAUGUCUGUAGUGAAGGUUAUGUAGCAAGGAAUUAAUCUGUAUGUUCCUUUUGAUUUUGUGAAGAUAUCGAUUGGAAUUGCUCUUGGUACCACUUUAUGGAGGCUCAAGGGCAUUGUGGCCUUACAUUUCUGAAGACUGAUGUCUUUUUACUCAAUGUGAAGUGACUUCGUAAUUUACUUUAAGAUUUAACCGUGAAUCCUAAAUACAGUUUUGUGUGUUUUAGUAUGGGUUCUUCCCUGUAUGUUUUUCAGUGAAUGUUUAUACGCCAUGCAACUCUCCAUAGCGGUGUAAAUAAGCAUGACUUUAUUUCAGCAUUAGUAUGAGCUGUCUGUGCUAAAGAUUACCCAAAUUUUCCUCAAAUUCAGAUAAAAAUUGUAUGCAGCUAGAAAACGUUCCCAAAGGAUAGCCAUGACAAAUCAGGUCAAAAGCCCAUUGAAUCAAGACUUUUGUAUCACAAGCUCCUAAGUGGGGCAAGAUGGCAAUUGCCAUCCCAUUUUUCCUCACAGUUGGUAAACAAAGGUUUCUUGCCUCUGAAUGUGGAGCUUGUUACUAGUUCUCAUGACCCAAUAGUCACUGAUGGCAGAUAGGUAUAUCUUUUUAGUCAUGUAAAUACUAUCGACCAGCAUAGUUUUUAGCUGCUCACCAUAAAUAACUAGGAAUUUCACCCAGGUAAGUGAGAGGGCUGCUGGAAGAGGGAUGGGGUGCCUUCCUUUGGCACCCCACUAACCCACUCCAUGCUGGGCAUGGAGGAAGGGAAAUCCUGUACUCCUUGCCCAGCAGAGAACGAAGCGUGCUGGUGUCCGAGGCAAGGAGUGUACUAUAUCCCUCCUCUUAACAGCCCACUGCAUUUCCAUACGGAUUGCUCAGGAAGUGAACUUCACUCCUGUACCUCCACCAUAGAAAUCAAGAUGGCGGAGGAAAGGAGUGCUUCUUCCUCGCCUACCCCCAACAGCCUGCUGCAUUUCUCUACUAGAGCCUCAGCAGACAAAACUCCUACGGGUCUAGCAUAGAAACACAGUAGGCCUAGGGGCAGAGAAUCCAUGCCUCCACUGGCAUGGUGGACACACAGGACCUGGGGAGUGCUUGUUUCUAGCCUGGAAAAUGUUUUACACUUAUGCUUUUUUACUCGCAAGAAGAGGUAGGUUUUGGUAACAAGCCAAUUUUAACUAUCCUGCCCUCCCCAAAAAACCCGAAAUGAAAUUUUGCACAAGGGCAAGCUUCUUCUGAAUCAAACAGACCAACAAACCACCUCCCAUCCUACAUUUUUAGUAACCCAGAAUCUGAGAUUUUCUUGUAAGUAAAUAAUAGAAUUCAGUGGGACUUUUUCCUUAAGUUUUAUAUAGGGUUACAGCCUUAAUUUUAGAUUGGAGAACAGUAAAGAAUGUAAUUAUCGCAGCAUCUUUUCUUCUUGCCAUUUAAAUAAAAGUUUUUCUCUGUGUUGUAUAU